GGGGCCGGCCGCCCCUCUCACGGUUCACUUCAGUUCCGUUCACUCGUCCGGCUCACCCAAGCAAAUAUCUCCCCAAGCAUACGUGCCGGAGCAGAUUGGGCAUCAGAAUCAUCACUGCCGCGAAUCCCGUACCAAAUUCAAAGCCAGUUCUCGCGGCAUCGGUAGCGAGCCAGCAACCGCCUCCGAACCUCCACCCGAGGAAGAGUAGAAGCAGGCCAGAAGAGAAGGCGCGCGCGCGCAGCGCAGGAGGCUCGGAAUGGCGCUCCGCUGCUCCCUGCCCGCGACCUGUUCGACGUUUUGCCUCACACGAGCAGAGCACCCCAGUUCGCGUGCUCUCCCCGCGCGCCUCGUCGUCAGCUUCGGCUCUUGCCCGCGAUCCAGGCCGAGCCUGGGACCCGUGCUCGCCGCGCGCCCCUGGGCACUGCGUGCGAGCGACCCCAAGGCCGGGCGGCUGGUGAUCGGCGGCGGGCCGCGCAGCGCCGACGCGGACACCGAUUCUGACGAUGACGACGACGGCCCCGUGCGGAUGACGGACCAGGAGCGGAGGACGCUGCGGAGGAAGAUACGGGAGAUGAUGGACCGGAUGCCGGAGACGCAGGAGCUGACCGACCCGGAGGAGAAGAAGGCCAAGAUGAGGGAGCUGCUGACCAAGUACCAGCUGGUUGUCGAGGAGGAGGACCCGGAGUGGCCCGAGGACGCCCAGGACGGCAUGGGCUUCGGCCUCGACCAGUUCUUUGACAAGAUCACCAUCAAGCCUGAGAAGAGGGAUGACGCCGCCGACGAUGAUGCGGUGGAUGACGGCAAGAAGGAGGUGGUCUGGGAGGAUGACAACUACAUCAAGCCGGUCAGGGAUGUCAGGACAAAGGAUUGGGAUGACACCGUGUUCACGGACUUCGGCCCGUUGAUUGUGCUCGUGCAUAACCGGUACAAGAGACCACAGGACAAUGAGAUGGCAAGAACUGAGCUCGUAAAGGCCAUCGAGACGUUUUGGGAACACGAUCUGCCUUCACCAAGAUGUGUUGCAGUCGACGCCUGCGCGGAGCCAGACCUCGUGGCCGCUCUGAAGGUGUCCGGUUUCCCUGAGUUGCUCUUCACCAAUGCAGGGAAGAUACUGCACCGAGAGAAAGCUGUCCGGUCGGCCGAGGUGCUGGCGAGGAUGAUAGCCUUCUUCUACUACAAGGCGGUGAGACCACCUUGCUUGAGCGAAUCAGACGGCCAGGGGCAAGAGAAGGUCCCUCUGAUGUCGUGAAAGGAAGGGUGGUUCGUGCUGAUACUAGUAUUUUGCAUCAGUGUAACUUUGGAGAUUACAUAGUAGUACUAUACAUCAGGAGUAGAGUUACUGCUACAAGGAACCUUAAUUCUCACGUGUGACAAUGCCUAACAGUUUGUGUAUGAUUCUGUUCCUCAUGCUGGAUAGCCAUGUGACCACGUCCCUCCUUGUGUUCAGCAUGUAAGAUUACCCUUAAGAUUCA
Triticum urartu is the source of this 1472-nucleotide messenger RNA. RefSeq names its product Thioredoxin superfamily protein (gene MRL7-L). NCBI's taxonomy places the organism in Eukaryota, Viridiplantae, Streptophyta, Magnoliopsida, Poales, Poaceae. Gene Ontology annotation, cellular component: chloroplast stroma. The record is from RefSeq and is a predicted model, not a curated record. Gene Ontology annotation, biological process: regulation of DNA-templated transcription; chloroplast organization.